Molecule: messenger RNA, 2081 nt
Organism: Rhinichthys klamathensis goyatoka
Lineage: Eukaryota; Metazoa; Chordata; Actinopteri; Cypriniformes; Leuciscidae
Gene: hoxd4a
Product: homeobox D4a
Exons: 2
Coding region: 204-959 (251 amino acids)
Biological process (GO): regulation of transcription by RNA polymerase II; embryonic skeletal system morphogenesis; anterior/posterior pattern specification
Cellular component (GO): nucleus
Molecular function (GO): RNA polymerase II cis-regulatory region sequence-specific DNA binding; DNA-binding transcription factor activity, RNA polymerase II-specific
Source: RefSeq, a predicted model, not a curated record
UCUUACACAGACCGGGUAUUUAAUCAGUUCAAUUUUAUAUUAUAUUAUCACCAUCCUAAUUGAGAGAUAAUGUGAAGUUUGUGAAAUUUACUACUAGGUGUGCACAGCUUCUUCUCUGUUGAUGAAGUCCCUCGACCUCGAUUGGCCAAGCUGGUCACAUGGUAGCCUAACUUUAUUCAGUUGACAGCAAGUAGGAGGGCUUUAUGGAGGGAGGAAAAAAAGACAACUCGAGAAAAAUUAGUAUUUCCUACCUUCAGAAAUUAAUGGCCAUGAGUUCGUACAUGGUGAACUCCAAGUAUGUGGAUCCAAAAUUUCCUCCUUGUGAGGAAUAUUCUCAGACCAGCUAUAUACCUGAAGAGAGCCCGGGCUACUACAGUCCGUCGCAGGACACUGGUUUCCAGCAUCCCGGACUCUAUUCACGGUCAAACUACUCUGAGCAGCCUUACAGUUGUAACACUGUCCAGGGCUCAUCGGUUCAGCAGCGGGGUCAAGCGCAGGAUCAAGCCGGCCAACACAGCCCUUUCCCCGCACAGACUGAGCAGUGUCCCGCGGUCCAAAUAUCCGGACAACCGCAAAACACAAAGAGCCAGAACGGGAUAACAGCUAAGACGCCUGCUGUAGUUUACCCAUGGAUGAAGAAAGUGCACGUUACUACGGUCAACCCGGAUUACACAGGACCUGAACCCAAACGUUCUCGGACAGCCUACACAAGACAGCAAGUUCUCGAACUAGAGAAGGAGUUUCAUUUUAACAGGUAUCUAACGAGACGGCGUCGCAUUGAGAUCGCGCACACCCUCUGUCUCUCUGAACGACAGAUUAAAAUCUGGUUUCAGAACAGAAGAAUGAAAUGGAAAAAGGACCACAAACUCCCUAACACGAAAGGAAGAUCGGCGUCAGUUGGGAAUCAGCAUGCACAACACGCUCAGAAGGACAACCAGACAGAGAUCACAACUUUAUAAGUGGAUAUCUCUUUCUCCCUCCCUCCAGAUGUACAGAUCAACUGUAUGUAAUAGACAAUGCUUUAUUUGACAUUGCAUGGUAGCAAAUCAUGACAUGUUGGGUACAAGUGCCAAAAAACUGAGAAGAAGCACACACUACGACUAAAUGCAGCGUGAAAACUGCUAUGCGUUAUAUAUUUCAAUUUCCAGUAUUGUAACCGUUUGUAACUGAAGCAAAGAGGAUAUAAGGUUCACAUGCCACAACGAGGUACAGCAAAACGUCAGAAAGCUCACGCUAUUUUACACAAACUUGCCAAUUUUUUGGAAGAGCAUGGUUCUUUUUAGUGACAAUUAAAAAAAAAAAAUCUCUGUAUUUUAAUCACCCCUUUCCUCUUUUUAAACUCAUUGUGGCAAGUUUACGCCUUUGGCGCGUCAAUUUAUCUUAACUUAAUCAUUAAAGAGAACUCAAGCAAGGAAAUGUCCAGCGUAUAAUAAAUUAUGAUUUUUUUUUGUACUUGAGUCAACUGGGUGCAAGUAAUAAAAACUAAAUAAAAUUAGUUAAUGAUAAAAAAAAAAAAACGUUGCCUGAGAAAUUAUUUAUUUAUAGACUGAAAAGCUGAAGAAAUUUCAUUCUGAACCUCGCGUGUGCUGUGCGCGCCUUUUUAAAGGUUUACUUUCUAAAAGACUAUUUCAGUCAAGUAAUUUUUAACUUGUACGUGAUUUUUAAGAAUUUCGUUAUAGGUGUUUUACAAUUGUUUAUUGCAGCUUUUUAAAAUGACAUAUUUAAUCCAGAAAAAAAACGAAUAUCCCAUGCCUUACUCCACUAUAAAUCCCGCCCGACAUCUUUGUAAACAACAUUAAAGAACAGUAUAUCUGUCUUCCGAAUAUUACCUGAAAGUCUUGAAAAGCCGCUUUUUAUUUUCCAUUUUAGACACGUUUAGCCCUCAAGAUGUUUGAACUUUCUAUUUAUUAUAAUGUUAAAAGCUUUAUGUUCUAUGAGAACGUACUUAUCCGUUCCAUAAUUAGCUAUCGAAUUCAGUUUUUUUAAGUUCUUAUAUAUGUGUAUAUAUUUCUGUAUAUUGUGCAUAUUUUCUACAGGCAUAUUUUGCAGUAAUUAAAUAAAUAUUAUGCAGAGAGGUUUCA